Condylura cristata (star-nosed mole) is the source of this 6482-nucleotide messenger RNA. Its product is annotated as KIAA0319 ortholog. The record is from RefSeq and is a predicted model, not a curated record. The transcript is spliced from 21 exons. Gene Ontology annotation, cellular component: cytoplasmic vesicle; plasma membrane. Lineage: Eukaryota; Metazoa; Chordata; Mammalia; Eulipotyphla; Talpidae. Bases 312 to 3554 code for a protein of 1080 amino acids. Gene Ontology annotation, biological process: negative regulation of dendrite development; neuron migration.
GAAGGCGAGAGAUUUUGCUCAGAAGGGGCGGUACCGUCUCUCAGAGAGCAAAUGCGAGCUUCACGGUGCGAAUGCGUGUGUGUGCGUGUGUGUGUGUGUGUGUGAAUGCACGAGUGUGUGUAAGGCCGGGAGAUGACGAAGAGAAGCAGGUUGGGACAGCAGGUGAUGCUCUGAGCCAGCGGCAUCCACUGGGAUGAGCUUCAGUGUCACCAGCAGUUCUGGAGGCCAAAUCUGGCUCCUGAAAAACAUCAAAAUCCUGCUUAGCAGCAACGGCCUCCCAGGGUUGCCACAGAAGCCUGCGGCCACCCACUAUGUGGAGUGGAAUGGCGCCCCGUGCAGGUGCACUUUCUUCAUUGCUGCUGCUGGUGACCACUGCAGGUUAUGCCUGUGCACAGUGCAGCAAGGGGAGGACUUAUUCCAAUGCAGUCAUUUUACCUAACUUGGAAACUACCAGAAUCAUGCGGGUGCCUGAAACCAUCUCGGUAGUGGACUGCACAGUUGCUUGCUGUGACCUGUCCAGCUGUGACCUAGCCUGGUGGUUUGAGGGUCGCUGUUACCUGGUGAGCUGCCCACACAAAGACAACUGUGAACCUAAGAAGAUGGGCCCCUUCAGGUCAUACCUCACGUUUGUUCUCAGGCCUGCCCAGAGGCCCACCCAAUUGCUGGACUAUGGGGAGAUGAUGCUGAACAGAGGUUCCCCCUCUGGCAUCUGGGGAGAUUCACCUGAGGAAAUCAGAAAGGACUUGCCCUUUCUAAGCAAAGACCAGGGCCUUGAGGAAAUGUCUGAGUACCCGGAUGACUACACUGAACAGGAGAAGGACCUUGUCCAACCAGUCAGCAAGCAGGGGCCCAGAGAGAGUGCUGAGUACAUGGAUUGGGGCUUGUUGCCUGAGGGAGGUUUCAACUCCUCUGCUGGAGAAGAUGCUACUCCAUCAGCAGAGACCCAGAGGGAGGACACUCACCUGCAAUACCUAGACCUGGAGCCCCGUAAACUGAAUGAGUCCACGGGGACCCGUGUCUCAAAACACUCUCCAGAGGGAAGGCUGUUGCUUCCCUCUGUGACUCCAUCUCCUGUAGAGUUUUUGGAGAAAGAGACUUUUCAGCUCCAGGAACAACCCAGCACCAGCUCUGGAAAAGAGGUUCUAAUGCCUUCCCAUCAUCCUUCUCCAGCCAGCCUAGAGUUCAGUGUUGUCACCGUGGAGGAAAGCCCACUUCUUACAGUCACUCCGCGGAGCCCAGAGUCCAGCAUCCCAACCCUGCCCACCAGCAUCAACCCCUCUCAGUCCUCUCUAUCUGAUCAGCCCGUGCUUCCUACCGCUGCUCCCAGGACAGUGAAAGAACUCCUGGUGUCAGCUGGAGAUAAUCUAAUAAUAACAUUACCCGAAAAUGAAGUUGAACUGAAGGCUUUUGUUGUGCCAGCGCCACCUACAGAAACAACCUACAGCUAUGAAUGGAGUUUAAUAAGCCAGCCUGCGGACUACCAAGGUGAACUAAAACAAAGACACAUGCAAACUCUUAAUCUUUCUCAAUUGUCAGUAGGUCUUUAUGCCUUCAAAGUAGCAGUUUCUAGUGAAAAUGCCUUUGGAGAAGGAUUUGUAAAUGUCACUGUGAGGCCAGCUAGAAGAACCAACCUGCCACCCAGAGCAGUUGCUUCUCCCCAGAGACAGGAGCUCACUUUGCCUUUGACGUCAGCCCGCAUCGACGGCAGCCAAAGCACAGAUGAUACUCAUAUAGUGAGUUAUCACUGGGAAGAAAUCAAUGGGCCCAUCAGAGAGAAGUUUUCAGCUGAUUCCCCUGUAUUACAUUUGUCUGACCUUGUUCCUGGUAACUACACUUUCAGGUUGACUGUUACAGACACCGACGGAGCCACCAACUCCACAGUUGCAGACCUCAGAGUUAACAGUGCUGUGGAUCAGCCUCCAGUAGCCAAUGCAGGACCAAAUCAGACCAUAACUUUGCCCCAAAACUCCAUCACUUUGAAUGGAAACCAGAGCAGUGAUGAUCACCAGAUUGUUAUCUAUGAGUGGUCCCUGGGCCCCGGGAGUGAGAGCAAAGAGAUGGCCAUGCAGGGAGUGGAGACACCUUAUCUCCACGUGUCUGCCAUGCGGGAAGGCAAGUAUACGUUUCAGCUGAUGGUGGCAGAUUCUUCCAGGCAACAGUCCACUGCUCUGGUUACGGUGAUCGUUCGGCCUGAAAACAACAGGCCCCCAGUGGCAGUGGCUGGCCCCGAUCAGGAGCUGUUCUUCCCCGUGGAAAGCACCCGCCUGGAUGGGAGCCAGAGCAGUGAUGACCAUGGCGUCGUUUUCUACUACUGGGAACACAUCAGAGGCCCCGGUGCUGUGGAGAUGGAAAAUGUGCACCAAGCUGUCGCCACGGCGACCAGCUUGCAGGUGGGUACCCACCACUUCCGUUUAACAGUGAAAGAUCAGCAGGGACUGAGCAGCACCGCCACUCUCACCGUGACUGUGAAGAAGGAAAAUAAUAGUCCUCCCAGAGCCCAGGCUGGUGGCAGACACGUUCUUGUACUUCCCAAUAACUCCAUUACUUUGGAUGGUUCAAGGUCUACUGAUGACCAAGGAAUUGUGUCCUAUGUGUGGAUCCGGGAUGGCCAAAGUCCGGCAGCUGGAGAUGUCCUCGGAGGCUCUGACCACAGCGCCACCCUGCGGCUGUCCAACCUGGUGGAGGGGGUCUACACCUUCCGCUUACGAGUAGCUGACCGUCAGGGGGCGUCGGACACGGAUACCGCUACCGUGGAAGUGCGGCCAGACCCUAAGAAGAGUGGCCUGGUGGAGCUGAUCCUGCAGGUGGGUGUUGGGCAGCUGACAGAGCAGCAGAAGGACACCCUCGUGAGACAGCUGGCUGAACUGCUGAAUGUGCUGGAUUCAGACAUCAAGGUGCAGAAGAUUCAGGCCCACUCAGAUCUCAGCACCAUGGUUGUGUUUUAUGUACAGAGUGGGUCUCCUUUCAAGAUUCUCAAAGCUGCCGAGGUGGCCCGAAAUCUACACAGGCGACUCUCAAAGGAGAGAGCUGAUUUCUUGCUUUUCAAAGUCUUGAGGAUUGACACAGUGGGUUGCCUUCUCAAGUGCUCUGGCCAUGGCCACUGCGACCCCAUCACAAAGCGCUGUGUUUGUGCUGGGUUGUGGAUGGAGAACAUGAUUCAGCGCUACCUCCGCGACGGGGAGAGUAACUGUGAGUGGAAUGUAUUCUACGUGACAGUGCUGGUUCUGACCCUCCUACUCCUCACAGGGGGGUUGACUUGGCUUUGCAUCUGCUGCUGCAAGAGGCGAAGAAGGACUAAAAUAAGGAAAAAAACAAAGUAUACCAUCUUGGAUAACAUGGAUGACCAGGAGCGAAUGGAGCUGAGACCCAAAUAUGGCAUCAAGCACCGCAGCACAGAGCUCAACUCCAGCCUGAUGGUGUCAGAGUCUGAGCUGGACAGUGACCAAGACACCAUCUUCAGCCGAGAAAGGAUGGAGAGAGGGAACCCAAAGGUGUCCAUGAAUGGCUCCAUCAGGAAUGGCACUUCUUUCAGCUACUGUUCGAAGGACAGAUAAUGGUGAUGCCGUGAAAAGAGGGACUGCCAGAGUCCUUCAUCCAGGGCCUGGGGGAGUACAAACCCAAAAUAUGGCCCCUUAGGGGAGGCAGGAUAUGUGUCUCCUCAUUUGAAAAGGCCCAUGUUUGUGGAGUUUUUGAGACACAAUACCAAACAAGAACAUUGCUCUCUCCACUGGGAUGCUUGUUAAUAGAGAUGAAGGCUGGGCAGGAAGCUACAUUCUAUACUAAAGAGCGUUUGUGUGUUUUUGUGGCUGACCCCAGUAGAUCUUGUCUGUGUUGAAAUUAAGACUAACUAAGACCUGUUUCUAACUGCUUUAGGGAAGGUGAGUUAAAUAUAGUUUAAAGAGGACUCACUUCUCUCAGAAGCUGCGUGUGCCCUUAAGGCUGACUUUGCAAACAUAGCUCUGGGUGGACCCAUAAUGAUUUCAGAAGACUAAGGAUAUUUGAAUGGUUUCUCUGUGGCCUGGGGAUAUUUGAAUGGUUUCUCUGUGGCCUGGCUUGACUUACUUCCGUGCCACAAGCUUUGUGUGCUAACUGUGACACCUAGACAGAGCAAAGCCCUCUGGUUUAACGGCUUUGUUUUGUCAACCACCGUUUCUGUGCUCUUUAUAGAAAGCAGAUCUUGCAUGUUCGAGAGCUCAAUAAAAACUGUGUUCAGAGGAGGAGAUAAUCAACAGGGAGUGGCUUGGAGUUUGAAAGUUGAAGGCAGUCUUUUUACAUUAUUUACCUUUUCAUUCUCCUGUUAAAAAUUCCUUUGAGGCCUCUCUUAGGCCUGGUUUCCAUUAAACACAAUAAAUAGGAUUAACUCACAAAAUAUUUAUGGAGAAUGGACCCUAGGCCAGGUGUGCAGACUGCCAUAGAUAGGGCGCAGCAACUAGUGAUUUUGUAUCUGUUCCCAAACUCUGAAAUGCCAUCAGUCUUCCUUAGGAUGCCACAUUCUUGAGACUCUGGAUUCCCACAUACACUUUCUGUAAUAAUAAGCACACAUUCAUUCCACAUGUUUAAACAUGUUUUCAAUGAAUAGUUUUUCUGCUAAAUAGUCUUUUAAAUACAUGGGUCAAGUUAAGCCAUCCCCAAUCACAGAGUAGCUCCCAGAGCAAUGGACUGGAGCCAGUAGUGCCCUGUCCCUCCACAGUCCUAAGCCUGGUCAUGUUACAGGUCUCAACCCAAAAGAGUAGGUUCUUUUCCCUCUCGGGAAAGAAUUUACCAAGAGUGCUAGCUGUAGCUGAACCAGACAAGGCUUUAUGAGAGACUCGGGCAUGAGGGAACAGUGCAGGAAAGGAGAAUUAGCCUCACCCCACUCUCCCUAGCACUCUGGAUUCUUUUCCUAGAAGGCAAAGGACCCAGUACUUCAGGUCGAGGACCAUAAUAACCUGGGUGGAGGUGGUGCCUAAUUCAUGGGGAGGUAAGAAUGAAAGGUGGAACCUAUCACAGAGCAAGUGCUGUAGCAUCAAGUGUGAGUAUGCACACCUGCUCCCUGGUCUCUAUAGAACGAGGAUUGCUUUGGUAUGAUGAAGAGAAUAAAGAAGGUGGCUAAACCAUCAGAUUUAAACCAUCAGGACAAUGGCUACCGUGAGUCUUUGGGAAAACGUAAGUUUUCAUGUAUCUUCUGUGCUCUCUGGUAAUACUCAUCAUUGCAAAGCCAUGUUGAUUUAAUUACUGUGCAUUAUGGGAAUGGCAAUGAAAAAGUUUAGAAGUGUAAUUUCACUUUUGAUGUAAUUUCUUUGCUAUAAGCCUACAUUUUCUGUACUGCCAGCCAGUUUAGUUCCCUCUAUGGUGUUCAAAUGAACAUGGGAUGCUUUUUACACCAUUAUUUACCUUCAUACAUUUAAAAUAUGCUCUAUCUAGUGGCCCACGCUCUGCUGCUUUGUGCACAGCAAGACAUCUCUGGCAUAGAGGAUCACAGCCCAGCUAUGAAGUUGGUAUAAUACAAUGACGAGGAAGUACAUAGUCAUUUGUUAAAAGACCACUGCCCUUUAUGUAUGUAAUGAAUAUAAUCCUUACAGCCAACCUUGAGAAGUGGAUAUUGUUAUUCUCUUGUUGCAGACAACAGUCAGAAGCCCAAGAGCUUAAAUAAAUUGCCCAAGGUCACAGCUAAGAAGUGGUGGGUCUGGGACUUGAAUGCAAAAAUUUUAGGCUGCUGGACCCUCUGAUUUCCAACUGCCUCCCACCAAGACCUAAAGAACUCCUGUCCCCAACUAUUGGAGGGCCACUUCUGGCGGACCUUGGGAUGAUGUGAUCCCAGCACGAGGAGGAAUUCCUUUUGAAGCUUAGGAGAGACGACCAGGGGCGAGAAGCCCCGUCAUGACUCCCGUGGGCUUCCCUCUCCCUUGGCCACGGCUGCUUCUGCCGCUACCCUGCUCUGGCCCUGCUUUCCCAGCUGGCCACAAAAGGAUCUUGAACCCGUGGUAAAUCAAAUGUCCAGACAGUGGACCCUCUCUUGUAUCUCACACCUCAUCAGAUCACAAGGUGGAAAGACAGUCCGCAUUCUUGUCUUGGACACUUAUCCAUUAGGUGCCUUUGGAAGAUCAACUACCAAGAACUACAGAGAGAGGAGAAAAGGGGACCCUGGAAAAUGGGAGGGACUUAGAGGUUUCCCAAGCCAACAUGAAAGAUUGCUGGUUUCAUUUGAUAAAAGGGGGAUUCAAAGCCACAGUACUAAGAAGCCGCGUGUGUUUCUGAUUAGAACUGCAAAAAACCAAGCAAAAGAGUUAAAAACAAACAAAAAUAAGGCAUCUUGUCAGUGACACCAGCCGGGGGCAGGAGUAGAGGGGCAGCUGAUCUUGUAUAUGAUCAAUCUAUGGUGGACUUUGGCAUUUUAAGUCUCAGUUUUAUUUUUAAGAUGUAUUCUUUGUGUGUUAUUUCCCCCUGUAUUGAGACAAGGUCUCAUUUCUAAUAGAACACUAUUAAACAUAUGUAAGAAUCAA